GAAAGAAAAUACACCAAUGUCCCCAGUCCCCACCGCCAGCGCGCAGGCCGCCUAUGGCUGGGAAGCUCAGCCGACAGCCGUCUUCGGCAUCCUUCGACGAGGCGGGGCCAGCCGCCUCCGCCGGUGAUCGAAGAGAUCCGUCCUCGGGCGGCUCCUCUGGAUCAGGAGCCUCCGGGGCCAAGAAGAAACCAAGCUCGUACGAGCUCAAGUGGUGCCCCGCCGACGAGAUCUCGAUCCUCGAGGCCGCCUCCUCGCACCGCCAGCGGCACGGCCAGAUGCCGGCGCCGGACGACCUCCUCGCGGCUCUCCGGGGCCGCCUCCUGACGGAAACCCGCAUCGACGCCCGAGCGAUCUCCCGGCUGCUGAAAUCCCUCCACAUCCGGUACGGCGCCACCUGGAAUCGGAUCUCGUCCCGCGGCGUCGUCCCGGUGAAGGACCACGACCUCAAGAUCUACAGGCUUUCCAAGUCACUCUGGGGGGCCGACCGCGGCAGGAGUAAGAUGAAGAUGAUGAUGAUGAUGAUGAAGAAGAAGAAGAAGAAGAAGAAGAAGAAGGCCAUCGCGCACCAUGAACCGAGGGAGCUCUGGGAGCUGGAAGCGCUGUACCCUUGCCUCGCCGCGGAGGUGGAGGUGGUCGAGGCGAGCGGGCUGUGCCCCGCCGCUGAAGGGAUGUUCAGGAGGUCGUUCGCGCGCAUCGGCGACGAGAAGGCGGCGGUGCUGGAGGCGAAGGCGAGGAAGGUGCGGCUGGCUGAGGUCAAGGUGCGCAUGCAGCGGGAGGAGCUGACGAAGGAGGUCGCCGAGACGUUCUUGGAUCUCUUUGAGUAACCAGGGAUCCUGGUGCUACAUGGAUCGCUGAAAGAUUUGUGUUUCUUUUUAUCAGAAUUGCUGCUACAUGGAUCUAUGACAAAUUCGUGUUCCUUUUUAUCAGAAUUGCUGCUACAUGGAUCAAUGAUAGAUUUGUGUUUCUUUUGCGGAAA
Molecule: messenger RNA, 976 nt
Organism: Oryza brachyantha (malo sina)
Lineage: Eukaryota; Viridiplantae; Streptophyta; Magnoliopsida; Poales; Poaceae
Exons: 1
Coding region: 54-824 (256 amino acids)
Biological process (GO): regulation of DNA-templated transcription
Cellular component (GO): nucleus
Source: RefSeq, a predicted model, not a curated record